Messenger RNA from Andrographis paniculata, 2632 nucleotides. RefSeq names its product subtilisin-like protease SBT1.7. The record is from RefSeq and is a predicted model, not a curated record. Gene Ontology annotation, biological process: proteolysis. The transcript has 2 exons. The coding region runs from base 216 to 2525 and encodes 769 amino acids. NCBI's taxonomy places the organism in Eukaryota, Viridiplantae, Streptophyta, Magnoliopsida, Lamiales, Acanthaceae. Gene Ontology annotation, molecular function: serine-type endopeptidase activity.
CAGCAGCAGUUUUGGGGAUUUCUUUUGAAAAGAGGAAAAGUAAAUGGGAAUAAUUUCUUGAAAAGGGGGAAAAUUUGAAAUUAGGGUUUUGAAAGGCUGAAGACACACGUGAUCAAAGGAGACAAGAAUUGGUGUCCCCACUGCGACGAUUACAGCUGUCCUUCACGCUAUUUAGCGUCCUGAACUUGGGCCACUUUUCUGAAUUCUUCACUCUAAUGGGGAAGGUUUUCUGCUUCCGUGCGUCAAUGGCGGUGGUGGUGUUGAUUUUAGGGUUCUGUUAUGGAUUCGCCGCCGCCGCGGCGGAGGAGGGGAAGAGGACGUACAUUGUUCAUAUGGCGAAAUCGGCGAAGCCGGCGGAGUUUGAGGAACACAGGGGGUGGUACGACGCGUCGCUUAAAUCGGUGUCGGAGACGGCGGAGAUUAUCUACAGUUACGAGACGGCGAUUCAUGGAUUCUCGGCGAGGCUCACGGCGGCGGAGGCGGAGGCGAUUGAGUCUACGCCGGGGACUCUUUCCGUACUGCCGGAGAUGAGAUACGAACUCCACACGACGCGAACGCCGACGUUUUUGGGGCUCGAUCAGAACGCGGCGAUGCUGCCGGCGUCGGACUCGGCGAGUGACGUCAUCGUCGGCGUUCUCGACACCGGCGUCUGGCCGGAGAGCCCGAGCUUCGACGAUGCAGGAUUCGGAGCUGUACCGAGUUCUUGGAAAGGGGAAUGUGAAAUCGGGACGAAUUUCACCAAAUUGAAAUGCAAUAAGAAACUGAUCGGGGCAAGAUUCUUCGCGAAAGGCUACGAAGCGACACUCGGCCCGAUCGACGAAUCGAAGGAGUCGAAAUCGCCGCGCGACGACGACGGCCACGGCACGCACACUUCCUCCACCGCCGCCGGAUCCGUCGUCUCCGGCGCGAGCUUGUUCGGCUACGCGGCGGGGACGGCCAGAGGGAUGGCGCCGCGGGCGAGAGUGGCGGCGUACAAGGUCUGCUGGGUCGGCGGCUGCUUCAGCUCCGACAUCCUCGCCGGCAUAGAUAAAGCCAUCGAAGACGGCGUCAAUGUCCUGUCGAUGUCGCUCGGCGGCGGGAUGUCGGAGUAUUACAGAGACAGCGUCGCGAUUGGGUCCUUCGCCGCCAUGGAGAAGGGUAUAUUAGUCUCUUGCUCCGCCGGCAACGCCGGCCCCAGCAAGUACAGUUUAUCCAACGUGGCGCCGUGGAUAACCACCGUCGGCGCCGGAACCCUAGACCGUGACUUUCCGGCGAUUGUUUCUCUCGGAAACGGUAAAAAUUUCUCCGGCGUCUCGCUUUUCAAGGGCGAUUCAUUGCCCGGAAAACCUUUGCCGAUUGUUUACGCCGGAAAUGUCAGCAACGUUACAAACGGGAAUUUAUGUAUGACGGGAACCUUAAAUCCCGACAAGAUUAAAGGCAAGAUCGUAUUGUGUGACCGUGGGAUUAAUCCAAGGGUUCAGAAAGGGUCCGUCGUGAAAUCUGCCGGAGGGAUAGGAAUGGUUUUAACAAACACCGCCGCGAACGGGGAGGAGCUGGUGGCGGACGCCCAUCUGCUACCCGCCACGGCGGUGGGGGAAUCCACCGGCGACGCGAUCAAGCAAUACGUCUUCUCAGAUCCCAAUCCAACGGCCACGAUUCUUUUCCAAGGCACGAAGGUCGGAGUCGAGCCGUCGCCGGUGGUCGCCGCGUUCAGCUCACGCGGCCCGAAUUCGAUCACGCAGCAAAUUCUGAAGCCGGACAUAAUCGCGCCAGGGGUCAACAUCCUCGCCGGCUGGUCCGGCGCCAUCGGCCCGACCGGCUUAGCCGAGGACGGCCGGCGCGUGGGGUUCAACAUCAUCUCCGGCACGUCAAUGUCGUGCCCCCACGUCAGCGGCUUGGCGGCUCUGUUGAAGGCGGCUCACCCCGACUGGAGCCCGGCGGUUAUCCGGUCGGCUCUAAUGACCACAGCCUAUUCGUCCUACAAAGACGGGAAGCUGAUGGAGGACGUGGCUACGGGCAAGCCGUCCACGCCGUUCGACCACGGAGCCGGACACGUGGACCCUGUAUCCGCCCUUAAUCCCGGCCUCGUGUACGAUCUACUGCCGCAGGAUUAUCUCAAUUUCCUCUGCGCAUUAAAUUACACUUCCGGACAGAUCACCAGCGUCGCGAGGAGGAACUUCACCUGCGAUGCUCAGAAAUCCUACAGUGUAAAUGACCUAAAUUACCCUUCCUUCUCCGUCGUUGUCGACGCUCAGAUGAGUAGUACAGCCGGCUCCGGGAGUGAUACCGUGGUCAAACACACCCGAACGUUGACUAACGUGGGGCCCGCCGGAACGUACAAGGCAUCCGUCACGUCAACAUCGGAUUCCGUUAAGAUCUCGGUGGACCCCACGUCUUUGACUUUCGGUCAAAGUGGUGAGAAAAAUUCUUAUACGGUCACGUUCACGGUAACAGGAAUGCCGUCCAAUAGUAAUGAGUUUGGGCGAAUUGAGUGGUCCGACGGGAAACAUGUGGUCGGGAGUCCGGUUGCAGUUAGUUGGACGUGAGGGGUUAAAUGGUAAUUCCGCUCGCACAAAAAAGCAAAAAACGGUGCUGAGUGUUGGCUGUUUCUAUAUUAUCACAACAUGGGUAAGGUCAUGUUUGUCUUGUUUUU